AUGUUCAAUAGUCCACUUACAUUCAACGAUUUAAGCAGAAGUACGCAAACUCCAGCGCAGUCAUCCUCCACCAGCCAAUCAGCUCAGACGGCCAAUUCAGAGAGCACGUCGUACCUCCCAGGAUAUCUCAGCAGCGCUGCCCGAGGAUCUUCUAUACCAGUAUCCACACCACCGCGCCAGGAGACCCAAUCCAGCCACGCACACAGCUCAUCCCAGCAGUCUUUAUCCCGCUCCCCGCUUUCCACUUCCCAGUCUAGUGCCCACCACACACCGAACCAAAGCGUAAACCACAGCGUCAGCGGGGGUGCUUUCGGUGCAGGCUCCCUCUUUGGCAGUAUCUCCACACCGCUCUCCAAAUCCCCCCGUAACAGUUUGUACGGACGCCUAGAAGACGACCAGGAGGCACCGCCAACAAUGUUCCUCCAAGACGAGGAUAAUGUACAUCAAUUCCAAUCCGACACGGGUAAUGCGGCUGCUAAUACAGCUGCUAAGGCACCCUCACAACAUACAAACGCACCCUCAGCGAAGCAGAUACACAAUUUGACUCCAUGGCACCACGCUCCGCAGCCAACAAGGAUACACGCGCCUCUCGAAACUCGCAGCGUUACUUUCUUCGGCAUAGGCGAUAACCUCCGAGCGAGAAUGAUGGACGUCUUCAUACCCCAGUUCGGUCAGGUGGAGAGCGUGAGCGACGGCGUCAACUGGAUAGAUGCGGUGUUUGCGGACACUCUCGCUGCCAGCAGAGCAAUCAAGUGGAAUGGCGUCAAGGUGGAUGACCUGGGCGGCGUAAUGCUCGGUGUUAAAUUGACACAUGGCGGGAGUGAAGAGCAUGCUCAGAGUGCACCUCCUUCCCAGCACCACGAUAGCAAGCAUCUUACCCCGCUCCCGCCCUCACAGGCUUUCAAACCCUCCCCUAAACCGCAGUCUAGCACUGCUUCACUCAGGACCAUGUUUAAUUCUCCCAGCGCUAACAAGUCUAGCAAUGAAUAUGGCAUCUCCGCACAGCAAGUCCAGCCGCAGCAAAGUGGUUCCAGCUGGGGCGGUAAACUUGCCGAUCUCAUUUUUGGGUUUUAG
Messenger RNA from Wallemia ichthyophaga EXF-994, 1074 nucleotides. RefSeq lists its product as uncharacterized. The record is from RefSeq and is a predicted model, not a curated record. The transcript has a single exon. Lineage: Eukaryota; Fungi; Basidiomycota; Wallemiomycetes; Wallemiales; Wallemiaceae. Bases 1 to 1074 code for a protein of 357 amino acids.